This is a messenger RNA of Xyrauchen texanus (razorback sucker), 3650 nucleotides long. RefSeq names its product mucin-22-like. The transcript is spliced from 16 exons. The coding region runs from base 1 to 3213 and encodes 1070 amino acids. NCBI's taxonomy places the organism in Eukaryota, Metazoa, Chordata, Actinopteri, Cypriniformes, Catostomidae. The record is from RefSeq and is a predicted model, not a curated record.
AUGGUUAUUCUGCGAUUCAGGAGCGGCUCCAUUGUGACAGAUAGUGUCCUUGAAUUUGACAAUAAUGGCACUCGCCCUAAUGUGUCAGAAGUGACAAACACCUUCGUUCAGGCAGCUACAAAUGGAAAUUUCAACUUCACAGUUGAUACAAACUCCAUCAAUAUUACAGAACUUGCUGCAUCUCCAAAUAACACCAACAUCACAUCUGCAUCUCCAAAUAACAUCAACAUCACAACUGCAUCUCCAAAUAGAACCAACAUCACAACUGCAUCUCCAAAUAACACCAACAUCACAACUGCAUCUCCAAAUAACAUCAACAUCAAAACUGCAUCUCCAAAUAACACCAACAUCACAACUGCAUCUCCAAACAGAAUCAACAUCACAACUGCAUCUCCAAAUAGAACCAACAUCACAACUGCAUCUACUAUUAGCACCACCACUUCAACUGCAUCUACUAUUAGCACCACCACUUCAACUCCACCUGUUACAAAGUUUAAUGUAAUUUUCAGCAUUAGUGAAACAUUCAAUGCUGUCUACUCGAAUUUGAACGAUCCUGAAACCAUAAAGCUGAAAGAUCGCAUCACCACUGAGGUUUUCAAAGUUUACAAGAUCCGUUUUCCAAACUUUGUUCGCAUGGUUAUUCUGCAAUUCAGGAGCGGCUCCAUUGUGACAGAUAGUGUCCUUGAAUUUGACAAUAAUGGCACUCGCCCUAAUGUGUCAGAAGUGACAAACACCUUUGUUCAGGCAGCUACAAAUGGAAAUUUUAACUUCACAGUUGAUACAAACUCCAUCAAUAUUACAGAACUUGCUGGUCAGUAUGUGGUUGCAGAUUUACAGAGCGGCUCCAUUGUGACAGAUAGUGUCCUUGAAUUUAACAACAAUGGCACUAUCCCUAAUGUGUCAGAAGUGACAAAAACCUUCGUUCAGGCAGCUACAAAUGGAAAUUUCAACUUCACAGUUGAUACAAACUCCAUCAAUAUUACAGAACUUGCUGUAACCCAGAAUGAGACCUCAAAUACAACAUUCACUAGCAGCAUCACAACUGCAUCUCCAAAUAACAACAGCAUCACAACUUUAUCUCCUAUUAACACCGACAUCACAGCUGCAUCUCCAAAUAACACCAACAUCACAACUGCAUCUCCAAAUAACAGCAACAUCACAACUGCAUCUCCAAAUAACACCAACAUCACAACUGCAUCUCCAAAUAACACCAACAUCACAACUGCAUCUCCAAAUAACACCAUCACAACUGCAUCUCCUAUUAACACCAACAUCACAACUGUAUCUCCAAAUAAUAGCAACAUCACAACUGCGUCUCCAAAUAACAGCAACAUCACAACUGCAUCUCCAAUUAACAGCAACAUCACAACUGCAUCUCUGAAUAGAACCAACAUCACAACUGCAUCUCCAAAUAACACCAACAUCACAACUGCAUCUCCUAAUAACAGCAACAUCACAACUGCCUCUCCAAAUAACAACAACAUCACAACUGCAUCUCCAAAUAACAGCAACAUCACAACUGCCUCUCCAUAUAACAACAACAUCACAACUGCAUCUCCUAAUAACACCAACAUCACAACUGCAUCUCCGAAUAGAACCAACAUCACAACUGCAUUGCCAAAUAGAAUCAACAUCACAACAACAUCUCUGAAUAGAACCAACAUCACAACUGCAUCUCUAAAUAACAGCAACAUCACAACUUCAUCUCCAAAUAGAACCAACAUCACAACUGCCUCUCUGAAUAGAACCAACAUCACAACUGCAUCUCUAAAUAACAGCAACAUCACAACUUCAUCUCCACAUAGAACCAACAUCACAUCUGCAUCUCCACAUAGAACCAACAUCACAACUGCAUCUCCAAAUAGAACCAACAUCACAACUGCAUCUCCAAAUAGAACCAACAUCACAACUACAUCUGCUAUUAGCACCACCACUUCAACUGCAUCUACUAUUAGCACCACAACUGCACCUGUUACAAUCUUUAAUAUAAUUUUCAGCAUUAGUGAAACAUUCAAUGCUGUCUACUCAAAUUUGAACGAUCCUGAAACCAUUAAGCUGAAAGAUCGCAUCACCACUGGGGUUUUCAAAGUUUACAAGAUCCGUUUUCCAAACUUUGUUCGCAUGGUUAUUCUGCAAUUCAGGAGCGGCUCCAUUGUGACAGAUGGUGUCCUUGAAUUUGACAACAAUGUCACUCGCCCUAAUGUGUCAGAAGUUAAAGGCACCUUCGUUCAGGCAGCUACAAAUGGAAAUUUCAACUUCACAGUUGAUACAAACUCUGUCAAUGUUUCAGAACUUGCUGGUCAGUAUGUGCUUGCAGAUUUACACAGCAUCACAACUGCAUCUACUAUUAGCACCACCACUUCAACUGCACCUGUUACAAAGUUUAAUGUAAUUUUCAGCAUUAGUGAAACAUUCAAUGCUGUCUACUCAAAUUUGAACGAUCCUGAAACCAUAAAGCUGAAAGAUCGCAUCACCACUGAGGUUUUCAAAGUUUACAAGAUCCGUUUUCCAAACUUUAUUCGCAUGGUUAUUCUGCGAUUCAGGAGCGGCUCCAUUGUGACAGAUAGUGUCCUUGAAUUUGACAAUAAUGGCACUCGCCCUAAUGUUUCAGAAGUUAAAGACACCUUCGUUCAGGGAGCUACAAAUGGAAAUUUCAGCUUCACAGUUGAUCUGAAAUCUGUCAAUGUUUCAGAACUUGCUGUCUCUAGCAACACCACAACUGCAUCUCCAAGUAGCACCAACACCACAACUGCAUCUCCAAGUAGCACCAGUAUCACAACUGCACCUGUUAAACAGUUUGGCGUAACAUUCAAAAUUAUGAAAACAUUCCUGAAUGUCUACUCCGAUAUGAGCGCCAUUGAAACCAUACAGCUGGCAAAUACCAUAACCUCUCAGAUUAUGCAAGUUUACAGGGUCCGUUUUGUGAACUUCCUUCGUAUGUUUAUUCUUCAAUUCAGGAGCGGCUCCAUUGUGACAGAUGGUGUCUUUGAAUUUCACAGCAGUGGCACUAUCCCUAAUGUGACUGAAGUGGCAAGAACUCUUGUUCAGGCAGUUAAAGAUGGAAAUUUCACCUUCACAAUUGAUGUUAACUCCAUCAACGUUACAGACUCUUCAGGGAACACUUCUUCCAGGUCUCCAGUCUUGGCCAGUAUGCUCACAGCUUUGUGGAUGACCCUCACAUCACUUCUAUUGUCAGCUGUAAUGCACCUCUAAGCAUCACAUUCACACAAAGAAACAAACAAAUCACAUUUACUCAUUUAAAUGUACCAAUACAGACGAUCAUGUCAUCUUUGAUCUUUUAGUUUCUAUGCUACAAUUUAUAACUGGCUUUGUUAUGCAAGAUUGUAAAUGGAUUGAAAAUAUGAUAUUUACUGCUUAUUUAAAGCCAAUGUGAAAUUGAAACUUCCUUUCUUAAUGCACAUUUCUGGCAUUAUUUUUGAACUAUUUAUCCAUACAUGGCAUUCCAAAGAAAUACAUUAUUGAUCUUCAUAUUCUUUAAUCAAAAUAUAAUAGCUUGUUUUGCCUCUAUUGGAUGUGGAGAAAGGAGGAAUAAGGUCACAACUGUGUUCGAGGCAUUUCACUCGUGAAUGCUUCCAAACUUUUUGUCAAGACAAAAUUGGGAUUGCUGGCAUAUUCCAUGUACUACAAUA